Gastrolobium bilobum is the source of this 1215-nucleotide messenger RNA. RefSeq lists its product as uncharacterized. Bases 1 to 1215 code for a protein of 404 amino acids. The record is from RefSeq and is a predicted model, not a curated record. The transcript has 4 exons. NCBI's taxonomy places the organism in Eukaryota, Viridiplantae, Streptophyta, Magnoliopsida, Fabales, Fabaceae.
AUGGCAACUCUGACAGAGAGGCUUGAUAAGAAGCAACUUUCUAGUGUUCAUACUAAAGCUGUCGCAGUUGGAACUGGUUUUGAUUUCAAAUCAAAUAACUACUUGCAACCUCCACCGAUCCAGCCCAAGGAACCUUAUGAUUUGGAGAAUAACACAGUUACUAAUCCGAAGGAGGAUUGUUUGGCCAUUACAACUAGAAAUGGCAAAGUUCUUCAAUCUCUUGAAGUAGAGAAAAGACUUGAUGAGGCGGGUGAGCGUGAAAAAGAAAGUGAAAAACCUGUUGAAGUAGUCAAGCCCGCUGAAAAAGAAAUUGAAAAAGGAAAGAAUGUGAUUGCUGAAAAGAAGCAUGAAUUGAGUCCCGAGUAUAUGAGAGCUAUGGCACCUUAUCUUGAAAGAUUCAAGCAGGAUGCCCAGAAGCAACAAUAUGCCAGUGCGAUAAUACAGAAGAAGUUUCCUCCCAAGCUUCGUGAUUCGGGGAGCUUCAACAUUCCAAUUUCUAUUGGUAAUACUGAUUUCGGCAGAGCCUUGUGUGAUCUUAGGGCAAGUAUAAAUUUGAUGCCCUUGUCUGUAUGUAAAUCUCUGGGAAUUUCUGAAUUGAAACCCACUAUGGUCUCGCUUCAACUAGCUGAUAGAUCUUUGAGGAGACUGAGCGGCAUAGUUGAAGAUGUUCUUGUUAAAGUGGACAAGUUAAUCUUUCCAGCGGAUUUUGUGGUAUUGGACAUGGAAGAGGGAAUUGAAAUGCCUCUUUUGCUGGGUAGACCUUUCUUGGCUACUACUAGGGCCAUGAUUGAUGUUGAAAACGGAAAGCUGGAGUUAAGGAUGAAUGAUGAGACCAUUACCAUCAACGCCUUUGACUCUAUGAAACAAUCUUCUGACGAAGGCGAUUGUUUUAGACUAGAUGUUUUAGAGAAAGUUGUGGAAAAGGAAAAAUUUUCUAGUCAAGAGCUUGAUGAAGAACUUGGGGCGCGUGAGAUUUUCCCUUUUAAGGAAGAAAAUAAUGUAGCAUUUGAAGUUCUUGAGAAGAAAGAUGAUGACAAAGAAGAUGGUGCCCCAAAAGUGGAGUUGAAGGAACUUCCUGAAACUCUUAAAUAUACCUUCUUGAGUGAUGAGAAGACUUACCCUGUUAUCAUCAAUAAAGGAUUGUCUUCUGAGCAAGAAAGAAGACUGAUUGAAGUGCUGAAAAACCAUAAGAUUGCUAGGAUGGUCUAUUUCUGA